AUGUCCUAUGAACAAGUAUCGUAUUCAGAUGAUCACAGGAUCACUAGUGAUUUAUCAAAUAUUGAAACAAGUUCCAGUAUAGGACUUCAACUUCAUUAUAACGAUGAUCGACAAGAUUUGAAAGUAGAGAAGUAUGUUCUAUUUUCAUUGACAGAUACUAUUCGUGACGUCAUAAAAAGGUUUUUGAAAACUGCUGAGCUUGACUAUAUUUCUCCUAGUGAUGUUUCACUAGUUGAAUUAGGUUUUGGUAAUGAACGUUCUCGUGCACCCUCAUUAAGCACACACAAGACAUUGAACCAACUUAACAUUAGACAAGGACAUGUUCUCUAUUUUGAACCAUCGACAAUAGUUGUCUCACCAAGAUCCUUUCUUUUAACGAUAUGGGGACCCAGUCCAACUAUCAAAGCAGAAUAUGAAUGGAACGGAGAUACAACAACAUUAAAAAUGCUACUUGAACAUAUUAUCAAAGUUUUUUCGUUAGAAUCGAUCGAACGCCAACGCAUUCAUCUUUUUCAGCGCUCUGAAGAACUUGAUCUGUCAUCAAACCCUGACAAACUAUUAAUUGAUUCGGGAAUCAUAGAUCGAUCGUUCAUCGACGUCGAAAUCAUUCCACCAAUCUCGUUUUCGGACUCGGUUGCAAAUACUAUCACUUCCGAGAAAGAAUUCUCGUUUUUGAUUGAACAAAUAAACUCCAACGACGCACCAAAUGCCGAAUUAAGUCAAUGCAUAGAACUUGAACUGCAAUACACUGAUCGCAAACAAAAUUUUAAAAAAGUAGUGAAAACUAAAUUCUCACCAACAACUAUAAUUCGUGACGUUAUUAAACAGUUUUUGAAAACUGCAGAUCUUAGUCAUAUUCUUCCUGACGAUGUUUCACUAGUUGAAUUAGGUUUUGGUAAUGAACGUUCUUCUGCACCCUCAUUAAGUACACAUAAGACAUUGAACCAACUUAACAUUAGACAAGGACAUGUUCUCUAUUUUGGACCAUCAACUACAGCUGCAUCACGAAGAUCCUCUUGUUUAAUAAUAUGGGGACCUAAUCAUGAAAAAUCAGAAUAUGAAUGGAACAGGGCUACAGCAACAUUAAAAAUGCUAAUUGAAUAUGUUAUAAAAACGUUUUCGUUAGAAUCGAUCGAACGUCAACGCAUUCAUCUAUUUUAUCGCUCUGAAGAACUCGAUACGUCAUCAAACCCUGAGAAACUAUUAAUUGAUUCGGAAAUCACAGAUCGGUCGUGGAUUGACGUCGAAAUCAUUCCACCAAUCUCAUGUUCAGUCUCACGUGCAAAUGCCACCACUUCCGAGAGACAAAUCGCGUUUUCAAAUAGACAAAGAAGCACAUAUGAUUCACGAAAUGCCCAAUCAAGUCAAUACAUAGAACUUCAACUUUGCUAUAAGGACCAUCGACAAAAUUUGAAUGUAGAGAGGUGUGCUACAUUUUCAUUGAUAGACACUAUUCAUGAUGUUAAAAUAAGGUUUUUGAAUACUGCUGAGCUUGACGAUAUUUGUUCCGAUGAUAUUUCAUUGGUUGCCUUAGUUAUUGAUAAUCAACGUUUUCCUGCACCUUCAUCAAAUACAAACAUGACAUUACAUCAACUUCACAUGAAGAAGGGAGAUAUUCUCUAUUUUGAACCAUCAACUACUGUUGCUUCACCAAGACUCUAUCAUUUAACGCUAUGGGGACCCAAUAAUCUUGAAAAAGAAGAAUAUCAAUGGGACAAGACUAAAACAACAUUAAAAAUGCUACUUGAACAUGUAUUAAAAAUAUUUUCCUUGGAAUCAAUUGCAAGGGAACGAAUUCAUCUCGUAACACUUCUUGAUACCGAACUCAAUAUUUUAUCAGAUUCUGACAAACUACUGAGUGAACUGAGUAUCACUGACCAAGAUAGUAUUUUUGUUCACAUUGUCCCAUCACGUUCAUCAUCAACAGUUCAUGUCGAGUGCGCUCACAUUAAUGGAACACAGCUGCUUGAUGUACUGCAUACAACUACGAUUGAUGAGCUGAAAAAUAAAAUCGAACAACAAUUCAAAGAUCAUUCUCUCGUUUAUUUUAAGCUAUUUGACCGCAUGCAUGAAGAAAUAGACUUGAAUAGACCAAAUGAAAUGCUUUCAGGUCUAGGUAUAAAUCCUGGUGAAACCAUUUAUGCUAGUGUUCAUUUGGCUUCUUCUAAUAAUCAAACAUCUACUGUGAAUACUCAAAUUAAAAGGGCACCAAGAUCUUCGUCGCUAAUUGCAAAAAACCAACCAGGUGACGUCACGGUCAAUGUUAAAUUCUCGAAAUCCGAUUGUACUAUUACUGAAGCUUCAGUAAACGACACUGUGGAUGAUUUGAUUGAAAAGAUAAAAGCUCUCAAGAAAAAUCGAUCGUUAGCUAAAUUUCAUAUGUCAUCUGGAACGAUUGUCAUUGAUGAUAAACAAUUGAGUCGACAUUUAGCUGAUUUUGGAAUCAAGCCCGGUGAUGAAAUUGAUGUUAGAACAAUAGAUGAGACGCCAUUCUAUCCUCCGAUUACGAGCAGUUAUCUUACUACAUCCUCUACACUGAGUAGACUGCUAGAAACGCAGCGAUUUCAUUCAAGGCCCAUUGGUUUAUAUAAUCUUGGAAAUACAUGCUAUAUGAACAGUGCACUUCAAUGUGUCACUCAUACAAAAUCAUUAACUCAAUUCUUUUUAGAUGGCCUUACUUCGGAUGUUUCUGAUGAUGAUAAAUGCAUAGAUACUGAAUGGAAUCAGUUUUAUACAAUCGGUACAGUGACUGGAGCAUAUGCUGAUCUAUUGCGAAAUUUAUGGUUACCCAAUAAAACUAUGAAUUAUUACCAUUCAUUUCGGCCCACUCACCUAAGAGAAAUAAUUGGAAUUCAGGCUCCUCGUUUUGCUACUUCGGACCAGCAAGAUGCUCAAGAAUUUAUGACUUUUCUCCUCAAUGAAAUACAUAGAGAAUUAAAAGAAAAAAAUGGCAAUGAAUCAAAUACCAUCAUUGAAGAACUAUUUUUUGGAAAAAUACAAUCGACUAUUACUUGUCUUGAGUGUAAACAUGAAGAAAAAACGACAAAUCCAAUCAGCUUCUUGCCGUUGCCACUCACUCAACCAGGACGUAUAUAUACGAUCACAUUUAUUCCGAGAUAUGGUGGACAUGAGUUAGCACACGUGAGUGUACCCGAGACUGCUCAAGUUAAAAAUCUUAUUCAAGCCUUUAUUGAAUCUUUUCCUUAUCGUAGUUUCCUCACUACUAUUAUAGCUAUGACAGAUGAUGGACAACUUGACUCAGAAAUGUCACUAAAUCAAUUAUCUACGAGAGAAGUAUUACUUAUUGAAAAAGACGAGUAUUUGAGCAGUUUCCAAUAUGAUCGAUUCAAUAAAGCUUCAAAAAAAUUAAAUCUUGAAGGUUGUCUUCGAGAAUUCUGCUCAAUUGAAAGUCUAGAAGAUUUAUGGCCAUGUCAACAAGAAACAUGUAAAAAAAAUACAAGAGUAACUAAACAACUUCAUCUUUGUAGUCUUCCAUCUAUACUUAUUAUUCAAUUCAAGCGAUUUUCACAGGAAGAUCCUUUACAACAGAAAAUAGAAACAUUUGUCGACUAUCCAAUAAAUGGACUCAACUUAAGUAGUUUUGUCUCAUCAUCAGAAGAAAUCAUUUACGAUUUAUUCGCUGUUUGUAAGCACACUGGAUCAAUGCUUGGAGGUCAUUACAUAGCAUGUGCUCGACACGAAUCAAACGGUAAAAGUGAAUGGUACGAAUUUAAUGAUUCAUUUGUAUCAUCGUUCUGUCUCGAUACUGAUAUCGUUUCCAAAGAUGCUUAUCUUCUUUUCUACACCAAAAGAGAGAAUCCGAAACAAUCAACAUCAGUGACAACGUCUUAA
This is a messenger RNA of Rotaria sp. Silwood2, 3852 nucleotides long. The record is from the annotation of a GenBank genome assembly. Lineage: Eukaryota; Metazoa; Rotifera; Eurotatoria; Philodinida; Philodinidae.